Juglans microcarpa x Juglans regia is the source of this 956-nucleotide messenger RNA. RefSeq lists its product as uncharacterized. Lineage: Eukaryota; Viridiplantae; Streptophyta; Magnoliopsida; Fagales; Juglandaceae. The record is from RefSeq and is a predicted model, not a curated record. Bases 166 to 747 code for a protein of 193 amino acids. The transcript has 3 exons.
CUCUUACGUUACUCUCUAACUUUUGCUCCCACUCUCGUAGUACAAAACCCCCUCUUCGGCCAUUUUUCCCUUUUACAUUGUUCUUCUAUCUCUCUGAUUCCAUAAAAAAAAACCUGCCAUAUCGUCGCAACAUUCGAUCGCCGAAUCGAAAUUGUCUACCGAGCGAUGGGGAAGAAGAGGAAGUCCAUAGCGACGACCCUGGACGAGGUGGAUCGGACCAUGUACGCGUCGUUUUGCAGCGCGGCCAACUCCCUCUCUCAGCUCUACACCCAGUCCAUGAACCACCACAAGUUCUCCUUUCAAGCCGGUGAACGCCACGGCCUUGAAAAACUCUAUCAAUGGAUCCGGAGACAACAAGAGGAAGGAUCUAGGGUUGCAACAGUUGAUAUUCUUAAUUACAUUCAGCAGAAUGAGCUGGACUACUGCGGGGAGGAGCCAUCGAUGUCCCCUAGAGCUCCCGUGCAACAACAUCAGCAUUCUCAACCUACAAUGCAUGUCAUGAACUCAGGUUUCCCGGUAUCUUCAGGGUCAUCUGGCCUAACAAGCGCUGGGCACGGAAGUCGCUCCGAGCAUUGUGAUCAUCAAUCCAAGAAUUCAGUCUUCUCAAAUGCUUUAUCAAGCCCUCUCCGCCAGAGUCUUCAACACUAUCACAUUACUCGGGGAGGUUACUCCCCGAGCAGGAACAGUUCAAACGAUUCUGCCAUGGACAUGCAUGCAGAUAGUCCUGCUAAUGAUUCCAGUUACUAAAAUUGAACAUCAUACCGGUCUCUGGCCAUGCAGUUGGGAAGAAGAACCAAGGUGACUACAAGGCUUCUUCACACCUCCAUUAAUGAGUAAAAGCACAGGAUGGAACUGAUACCAUAACCAUUUAUUUUACUUCUAUGUGAGUUUGGGUCUAUUGUAUCUUCUGUAAAGCCCUUGUGUUUGAAUACAUCUGGAAUAUCUAAAUUGGCUCC